Molecule: messenger RNA, 3141 nt
Organism: Prorocentrum cordatum
Lineage: Eukaryota; Dinophyceae; Prorocentrales; Prorocentraceae
Source: the annotation of a GenBank genome assembly
AUGACGCUCCAGAUGGAAGGGCCAGGGUGCCGUCGGGCAGCCGGCGGCUUUCGGAGCCAGAGGACGGACUCGAGCCUCCCCUGCAUCAAGGACGACGAGCCCGGCGAGGGCGAGGCGGCGUCGGCCCCGCGCUCGGAGAGGAGCGACGAGGAGAGCGACGGUGACGACAACGAGGACGACCAGCUCCGCUUCGUGGCACGGGAGGUCUGGACGAGGCGCGGCCAGAUGACGCGGCUUUCCGUGCAGCCUAUCCGGGACAGGAAGGCCAGCGCCAUGCUGAUCUCCCGCAAGAGCACGGCGGGGCCUCAGGAUCAGUAUGCGGUCGGCCUCGCCGCGAAGUGCAUGGUCCACCCAUCUGCUACGUGGAGACUGUUGUGGAGCUUGGUUUCAGUGAUUGUUCUUUUCUAUGACAUUCUGAUGAUUCCGGUUGACAUUUGCUUUGAUCUGCCAGACACACCUGAGAAGUAUGUUUUCGAGACGUGCCUCGCAACCUUCUGGCUCAUUGACAUGCUCAUUCACUUCGCGACAGGGGUGCACAAGGAUGGCUACCUCGAAAUGCGGCCUAAGAUGGUCGCUAUAUCGUACCUGCGGACGUGGUUCGUCUUCGACUGCCUCCUGGUCUGCUCCGAGUUUGCCUGGCUGCUGCUGGCGUGGGGCCCGGCGGCCGAGUCCGUCUCGCUCUUGCGGAUCGCACGCACGAUGCGCCUCCUGCGCCUCCUCCGCGUAGCGCGCCUGUCGCAGCUGAGCAACGACUUGUUGCUCUUCGCAAAUGACGGCAUCGUGCUUUUCGUGGGGCUGUUGAGGGCUGCGCUGCAGAUGUUGCUGAUGGUGCACAUAGCCGCGUGCUUAUGGUACCCGAUUGGAUCGGAAGACAGCCAGGGCUGGGUCUACCGACUUCAUAUCGAUCGCAAGAGCUUGUUCAGCCAAUACACGUACUGCUUUAAUUGGGCGAUCUCAUUGCUGCACGGUACCCACUUCGUGCACCCAGUUACGAUAUCCGAGCAGGUUUUCGCCUCCUUCUACAGUCUCUUGUCACUCGUCAUGUAUGCCUUCUUCAUCGGGAAGAUGGUCCAGGCGGUGGAAGCCAUGGAGGAGAAACACCACAUCCAGAUGCAGCGUUUAUGCAGGCACUACCUCAGACGCCGCAACCUGUCGGCGGAGUUGGCAAUGAAGUUGGAUAAAUAUUUCAAUAAGAAUAACGCGAACCUCCGGAAGACGCUUAAUUUGCGAGAGCGGCUCGAGCACGAGACCAGGCUCGUCGAGGAAUUGCCCGCAGUGCUGCAGAUGGACCUCUACGAGGAGGUCCGACGUCCGCUGCUAGAACAGACUAAGAUGAUCAGCGACCUGAAGCUCGCGCAGCGGGACUCGCGGGUGCUCCGCGAGCUGUGCCACGAGGCUAUCACUGGCGAGGUCAGCCUUCCUGGGGAGUUGGUGUUCACGAUGGGUGAUCCGUGCUCGAGGACGCUGGUCGUCGAGUCAGGGAGAAUGACUUACUACCAGGGCCUGGUCACUGACGCGGAGGCAGCGUCGGCGUCCCUGAGCACUUGGAUGGCGCGCGACCCGGGCGCCGCCCCUCCCACUGACAACGACGACCAGGCGUGCGUGGUGCACGAGAGGAGCAGCGACGGAAACCUGCGCGAGGACUCCGCCCCGCGGAGGAUCAGGUUGACGGGUUACCAGAACCAUACCCAGCCGCUCGGCGAAAAGGGCAGCCUCUCAAGCACGGAGCGCGAGUUCCUGGAGAGGCAGAUGGGGCGUGGCGUCCACGUCAGCGAGGCGGUGCUCUGGACCAAGUGGGUGCACUGCGGCGACCUGGUCGCAGACUCCGACGCCACAACACUGGCGAUGGAGGCGCAGCGCUUUGCCGAGAUCAUCUGCAAUCACGAGAGGGCCCGCGUACAUGCGAUGCACUACGUUCAGGGCUUCAUGUCGCACUUGAACGAACUGAGCAACGAUGAGGCCUUCACAGACCUUCUGCAAAUCCCGUCGGACGUGUUCAACAAUGCAACGUCUUUGCACCACGCUAACACGAUAUUGCACCCGUCGCAUCAUCUCCUCUUCCUUUCGCACUACAAGCAGGAGGCAGGUACUGAGGCAACCCUAUUGGAGGAGGAAGUCUGCAGCCUGAUCCGCAGGGACCCGUCCAAUGUUGCAAACGAUUUCCGCAGACCAGUUUUCCUCGAUUCGCAGGACUUGCAGGAUCUCAGCAGGCUGGAGAAGCACGUGCGCAGGAGCCACUACUUGAUUCUGUUGCUGACCCCAGGUGUGCUCUCGCGUCCUUGGUGCUUGCUGGAGAUCGUCACUGCCGUGAGGUCUGGAGUGGAGAUCAUGCCAGUCGAGAUACAGCGCCCAGGCAUGCACUUCAAGUACCCUGACGAACCGUGGCCCACGGCCGAGGUCGAGCGUUGGAGAUCGACGGUGAGCAGUGCCCACUUCGGCAGCGCCCGCGGCCGCCCGCUGCGGGCCGGCUUCGCGCUGGCGGUGGCGCAGUGGCGGGGCCCGUGGUGCUCGCAGUCCCAGCGGGCGCUGAUGGACGCUGUGAAGCUGUUGCAGACGAAAGGUGUGCAGCUGCAGGAGCUGGCAGUGGCAAUCAAGAAGGUUUUCCUCAAGAUCGCGCUGCCUUUCUCGCCUCAGAAAUCGGGCACGAUCCGGGAGGCAGAGGUGCGAGACAUCUUGAGCAGCAUUAUCAUGAAGUGGCUGCUGGCAAUGCCGCUACACUGUGACAGCGAUUUCACUCGACGAGCCACGCCGGCGAUGAGCGUCAGCAGGACUGCUUUGCUGCUGGCCGCCGCGAUCUGUGCAGCCACGUCGCCCACGGCUCAGGCCAAGGACGGGCUGCCGCCAUGGUGGAUUCUCAACGGCGUCCGCCCCGCGGGGCAGGAGAAAGACAUGGGCACGUACACCGUGCAAACGUUCUCUAAGGAGCAGCAGCACGGCUUCGGCGUCGGCGAGGCGGGCGAGGUCGUCGACGCCAAUCGGUUCGACGCGGCCCUGCGGGCCCUCCGUGCAGGCCAGCGGCUGGUCGUGGCGCAGGAACCGAUGAUCGCACCCCUUCGCCAGCUGGUGGACCCCGCUGGCCCGCAGGUCAGCGGAUCGGGCGUCGAGGUGCCAAAGGGCUACAUGGAGCCCAUCAUGGUCUGA